GAAGGAGUUCUGGGUUCAAUGACUAUAUUAGCCCUUAUUUUUCAAUAUAAGUAAACGCUUGCCCAAGCUCUAAAACACAAACCACUCUACAAAAACGUCUUCCCCUGCAUUGAGACAACCAUGUCCCUGCCUUUCAUAUUCCUUGUUUCAUUCUUUGCUUUCAUUGCUCAUGCCCAGGUUCCAGCAAAUGAAACUUUCAAAUAUGUCAAUGAAGGAGAAUUUGGGCAAUACAUUAUAGAAUAUGAUGGAAACUAUCGUCCGCUCGAUACUUUUAAAUCCCCAUUUCAACUUGCUUUCUACAACAUCACCCCCAACGCCUACACUCUUGCUCUGCGCAUGGGUUUGAGGCGUUCGGAAUCACUCAUCCGUUGGGUUUGGGAGGCCAACCGGGGGAACCCGGUCGGCGAAAACGCCACCUUCACAUUCGGGACCGAUGGAAACCUUGUCUUGGCCAAUGCCGAUGGUCGAGUAGCUUGGCAAACCAACACCCGCAACAAAGGUGUGGUAGGCUUCAAGUUGCUCUCAAAUGGCAACAUGGUGCUUUACAACUCAAAGGGUAACUUUGUUUGGCAAAGUUUUCACUACCCAACAGACACUUUGCUGGUAGGCCAAUCUCUACGAGUUGGGGGCGUAACCAAGCUAGUGAGCCGGGCUUCAGAGACAGAAAACAAAGAUGGAUCUUAUAGCUUCGUGAUGGAGCCAAAACGUUUGGCUUUGUACUACAAGAGCAAGAACUCCCCAAAGCCAAUAGUCUACUUCACAUCUUCAAAAUUGAUAGAUGUUGGCAAAGGCUCAUUGGAACAUGUGACAUUGAAUUGUUACCCGGUAAGUAGUGAUGAUUCUGCUUAUGACUUAGCCUUGUUGUAUGAACCGGGCAACUCUAUCUCAGGUUUUAAUCUCGUUCUAGCUACAACCAAAUACAACGGCACAUCAUCAUUCCUCAGGCUUGAAAUUGAUGGAAAUUUGAAGGUUUACACUUACUAUAAUAAGGUGAGGUAUGGUGCAUGGGAGGUCCCCUUCACUCUUUUUGAUAAAGAUUCAAUAUUUGAAGUUGGGUGCCAAUUGCCGGAGCGAUGCGGGAGCUUUGGCCUUUGCGAGGACAACCAAUGCGUCGGUUGCCCUACGCCUAAGGGAGUAGUGGCGUGGAGUGAGAGUUGUGAGGCUGAGAAGCUAACUUCUUGCGGGGCAAAGAGCUUCCGCUACUACAAAGUUGAAGGGGUUGAUCAUUUCUCGAGCAAGUACAAUGAGGGAUAUGCUAUCAAGGAGACUGAUUGUGGUAAGAAGUGUACUUUGGAUUGCAAGUGUUUGGGAUACUUCUACAACCGAGAUACGUCAAGGUGUUGGAUAGCUUAUGAUUUGAAAACCUUGACCAAAGUUGCCAAUUCAACUCAUGUGGGUUACAUCAAAGCUCCUAAUCAUUAAUUUAUAAGAGCUGGAUUUUUAUUUUAUUUUUUCCAUUAAUAUCCGGAAUAUAAUUUCUGUUCUUAGAAGUUGCUCUGUUUCUUUCUUUGGCUCAACUUUUAAUAAAACUAUGGUGAUGAACUGUAGUUCAUAACUUAUUUUUGUUU
Molecule: messenger RNA, 1568 nt
Organism: Prunus dulcis (almond)
Lineage: Eukaryota; Viridiplantae; Streptophyta; Magnoliopsida; Rosales; Rosaceae
Product: epidermis-specific secreted glycoprotein EP1-like
Exons: 1
Coding region: 121-1422 (433 amino acids)
Source: RefSeq, a predicted model, not a curated record